AUGGAGCUGGGAAAGGCAAAACUUCUGAGAACUGGUCUUAAUGCCUUGUAUCAGGCCAUACAUCCUGUGCAUGGUAUAGCCUGGACCGAUGGGAAGCAAGUGGUACUGACUGCUUUACACCUUCUUAAUGGAGAACUAAGAUUUGGUGACUCAAGUGUUAUUGGGCAAUUCGAACACGUUCAUGGGCUUUACUGGGGUUCAUCUGCUGCAGAUGCCCCAGCUCUGCUGGCUGUUCAACAUAAGAAGCAUGCCACUGUCUGGCAGCUUGGCUAUAACACUGCAGAAAAAAACAAGCUCCUGGCUUCUCAGACUUGUGAAAUUAGUGAGCCAUUUCCCCUGCUUCCCCAGGGGUGUGUGUGGCAUCCCAAGAAGGAGAUCUUGGCUGUGCUUACUAAACGGGACACCUCAGUUUUACAUGCUGUUCGUUCUGAUAACUCCAGGGUUAAGGCGGAUAUCAAGAGUAGCGGUCUCAUCCACUGUGCAUGCUGGACUAAGAACGGUAAUCGCUUGGUGGUUGCUAUAGGCAGUACCCUUCACUCUUAUACAUGGGAUGAUACUCAGAAAACCCUAAAUGCUUGCUCCUUUUGCCCAAUAUUUGAUGUAGGAAGCUACAUCUGUGCUAUAGAAGCUACUUUGGAUUUCCAAAUUGCUGUAGCCACUGAGCUUCCCCUAGAUAAGAUCUGUGGUCUAAAUGCAGGAAUUGCAUUUGAUGUGCCAUCUGGCAUGGAAAUAGGUUCUUUAUCUUCCCCGUCUACUCUGGCCUUUGGAGAUGAGGAAUAUUCUAUAUACCUAAGAAGAAAAUCAACAGAUUCAGAAAGAUCAAUAGCUGUUGAGUCAGUAGCUUCUUCUUCAUCAUGUCCUCCGGAGUUAACCCGUAUCCUUGCAAACCACAGGCUAUCUGAUCCCAGUCCUCUCAUUUCUCUGAGACGCAAAGAAUAUAUCUCAGGAAACAGGCAAGACUCUUCAUACCUAAUUUUGGUGACUUUUGAGAGGAAGGUAACCACCACCAGAAAAGUCAUCAUCCCAGGCAUUCUGGUCCCUGAUAUAGUAGCUUUUGACUUCAGAGCUCAGAUUGUGGCAGUAGCCUCAAAUACUUGUAAUAUUGUUUUGGUUUAUUCAGUCACUUCUUCCUGCAUGCCCAAUAUUCAACAAAUCCAGCUGGAGAAAAGUGAAAGAGCAAAGGGCUUGUGCUUCUUGACAGAUAAAUUCUUGUUGAUUUUGAUUGGAAAGCAGAAAUUCUCGGAGUCUGCUCUCAUUCCGUGUUCAAGUACAGACAAGUACAUUAUUCGUUUAAUGAUUAAAGAAUUAAUAUUUGAAGAAGAUUCUUUAGCAAUGCCUGACACCAGCCAGAAUGUACUUUACAAUUUGGAAUCCUCAGUGACUAUACCUGGAAAAAGAAAAUGUUUUGAAAAUCUUGCCACGGAAGAUCAACCUUCAAGCCGGGAGUUGCUAAUACCAGGUAGUACCAUUAUUCACUCUCCUAGUGGCCGGAGAAGACUCAUAGAAUUGAAGUCCCCUAGUUAUGAGCAGAGUUCAUCAUCGAGUGUGAGUGAUCUUGAGGAAAAAAGAGUCCAUGGUGACUCAUCACCAGUUGCUUUAGAAACUUUAGAUGCCGAACCAGCUAAUCGGUCAAUGGCUAUUUUUGGAGUUGAGACCUCUGCCAGGAUUUCUAACAGACAAGAUUCUCCUAAACCUUCUCAAGAAACUUCUACUUCUCCUAAAAAUAGCAACUCUUCAAGUGACAGUGGAGAAAAUCACAUACCCAGGAAUCUAGAGAGACUGUGCAGCAGCUUUACAGAAUUACAACUGCGUCUUUCUGAACUAAUAGAGUUAACUAAAAAUGGGAAGAGGUUCUCUCUAACAUACCCAUCUUCUCAAGAACCACCUUUUGUUCAUAUCACUUAUCAGAAAUAUUUCUCUAAUGGAGCUGUUGCUGAAGAAACAAAAUCUGUUCUCCUUUGUGACAGCAAGAUCCACCUGAAUUUGCUCCAGAGGCUUUUCGAUCUGCCCGUUGUUGAAAUGAAACAUGGUUCUUCUUGGAUUGUUCUCACUGCAGAUAGUGAAGGUUUUGUUCCAUUAACAUUCAGAGCAACACAAGAGAUAAUCAUAAGGGAUGGAACUGACAGUUCAGAAGUCUGUGGAAGUGUCUCCUGUGAAAACAGCAUUUCUAUGCAAGCACCAAGCAGUGUGACAUAA
Molecule: messenger RNA, 2196 nt
Organism: Alligator sinensis (Chinese alligator)
Lineage: Eukaryota; Metazoa; Chordata; Crocodylia; Alligatoridae
Product: WD repeat and coiled-coil-containing protein-like
Exons: 3
Coding region: 1-2196 (731 amino acids)
Molecular function (GO): kinase binding
Source: RefSeq, a predicted model, not a curated record